CUCUUUUGUUCCAGUAUUUCAUAUCUGACAUAUCCCCAGCAGCAGGCCCUCAGAGUUCAUUUCAUACUUGAAUUGCAAUGGACCUUCGUCCCGGGGUUUGUGCAAGUGUGUGUGUGUGUGUGUGUGUGCGCGCGCUCAGCAAUGGGGAACAAGCAGACCAUCUUUACAGCACAGCAGCUUGACGCCUAUCAGGACUGCACAUUCUUCACCAGGAAGGAGAUUCUAAGGCUAUUCUAUCGCUAUCGGGAUUUGGCACCACAACUUGUUCCUCUUGACUACACCAAUAACCCAGAUGUGAAGCUACCCUAUGAGCUGAUUGGCAGUAUGCCAGAACUGAAGGACAACCCUUUCCGUCAGAGAAUCGCUGAGGUUUUCUCUGAAGAUGGAGAGGGAAACAUGACACUAGAUGACUUCCUAGACAUGUUCUCUGUGCUGAGCGAGAUGGCUCCACGAGAUCUGAAGGCCUACUAUGCAUUCAGAAUCUAUGACUUCAACAAUGACGACUUCAUCUGCAAAUCAGACCUGGAGAAGACGCUGAACAAACUGACGCGUAACGAGCUGACGGAGGACGAGGUGAGGAUGGUCUGCGACAAGGUCAUCAACGAGACCGACCUGGACAACGAUGGGCGUCUGUCCCUUGAGGAUUUCCAGCACAUGAUCGUUCGAGCUCCAGACUUUCUCAGUACCUUCCAUAUAAGGAUAUGAAAAGCUGCUGCGGCGAUGCUGUAACAGCUCACUUCCAGUGCGAUUAAUGAUGCUGAGAAGAAUUUUCAAUGACUUUCCAAUCCAUCUGCAUCAGCAGAGGACCUGUUUCUACCAAAAGAUCAGGUUAUGGAUCUGGGUUUUCGGACAUGUCACAUCUCCUUUAGAAUGGAGUUAUUUACCAUAGUUAGUAGUAUGUUGACAUUCUUACGUGUGAUACUUUUCAUAGUUUUGAUAGAUCCAUUGUCACAUUUCUUUGUUGAGCUGAUACAGACUUAGCACCUGAUCAAUUACAUAGACAGAGUUCUGGCUUCACUUCAGGAGAAGGAUCAUUCUCUGUAACUAUCAAGAGUGUGUGCACAUUCUGGUCUGUGGGGCUCAGUUACAUGAUCUUAUAAGAAUCUGACAGUGUUCUCAAAGGGCAAGGAAAGGAAAAGAACGUGUAGUGAAAGCAGUCAGCCACGCUCAGGUCAACUGAUGAGUUUGGCCAUAGACAUUUAGUCAUUUAGCAGACACUCUUAUCCAGAGCGACUUACAGUAAGUACAAGGACAUUC
Molecule: messenger RNA, 1257 nt
Organism: Hypomesus transpacificus
Lineage: Eukaryota; Metazoa; Chordata; Actinopteri; Osmeriformes; Osmeridae
Gene: cib3
Product: calcium and integrin binding family member 3
Exons: 6
Coding region: 142-705 (187 amino acids)
Molecular function (GO): calcium ion binding
Source: RefSeq, a predicted model, not a curated record